Molecule: messenger RNA, 8499 nt
Organism: Oncorhynchus keta (chum salmon)
Lineage: Eukaryota; Metazoa; Chordata; Actinopteri; Salmoniformes; Salmonidae
Product: SUN domain-containing ossification factor-like
Exons: 23
Coding region: 493-4584 (1363 amino acids)
Biological process (GO): regulation of bone remodeling; protein folding in endoplasmic reticulum
Cellular component (GO): cytoplasm; membrane
Source: RefSeq, a predicted model, not a curated record
UGCCAUGUCUGUCUGUGCCAUCUUACUAAAAUGUCUUAGUUGUUAAUUUUCUCAAUCUAAAGGCACGACCUGGAUUCGAGCCAAUAUCUUAAGUAGUGGAACGUGUUAUUAUUACAACCUCGUAAAAGUGACAAACUGACACGUUUUUCAUCGUCAAAAACAACUUUAUAUCGAAAGCUGCUUUUGAGGUGACGGCUUGCACAUGCGCAGUUCGGCGCGAGAUGACCGUUGGACGUGUCUGCUCAUGAGUUUAGCUAGCCAACGUCGCGAUGACAUCGACUAAAAGCUAUAUCGGACAUUUCUAUUAGAGAAGCAGUUUCUGCUUAUCUUCAUACUGUACUGUCUUUGAUUUGACUGCGUUUUCAUUGGACAGAGCCGGGGACCGGAUGACAGCUGGGGCAGGUUGGCGGGUGCGCAAGGUCUCCAGACAGUACACACCACCACUGGAUUUGACAGCCAACAGUAAACGGCGAGAAUGUUGGUCCCUGCGGGAUGAUGAUGAAAAAGAGACUGUGGCGAGUUGUGACAGUGUGCCUACUUGUGUUUUUACCGUGUUGGCACCCCACUAAGUAUGUUGGCUGCACAGAGCAGCCCCCAGAGGCUCGGAGCAUGCCUGCACCUGCUCAGGACAGCAGUGGAGAGGAAGACCCAGGCGACAAGUCCCAUCACAGGGGUGUUGUUCAGGUAGAGGAGGGCUGGGGGUCCCAAUAUGUCCAGUACCUAUCUGAAGAGGAGGCGCUGCCAGAGGGAGAGGAGGUGGAUACACAGCAGCAGGGCCUAGAGGAGGAGGAGGCGGCGGAGACUCCAGACACAGAGGUGGACGACAAGGAGCAUGUCAAGUGCCGUGAUGAUGUUUCCCAGACGUUGGACCUGGAGGAUUCUGUAGCAGAGAAGGAUCAAGAGACAGCACGGCCAGAAGCACGGCCAGAGGCACGGCCAGAGGCCCGGCCAGAGGCUGAGCAUCCACCUCCAGAGGCUGUUGUCACCCAAGAGCAGAAGCCAACCCCCGCCUCUGACCUUUCCCCUCCACCAUCUGCCCCUGCCCUCAACCCCAUCCCCGAAGACCCCUCCAUCACCCCUAGCUCAUCCUCUAGUGUACCAGAGGAAAUUGUGUCUGAUGUCCCUUUGUCAGAAUCCAGCGACGUUGAUCUGGCCAUAGCCGACUGUGAAGCUGGAGAAACCAACCCCUUUGAUGGCACCCUCACCAGUCUUCCCGUUGUCCUGGAGAACACAUCCAAUGCCCUGGGAAAGGGCACCAAGACUGACAUAGACCCCCCUCCGGCCCAGGCAGGUCAGGCCUUAGUGGGGCUGGCUCAGGGGGCCAACGCCUCCCACAUGCUCAAAGAACAGGGCUUGAUCUCACACAUCGCCACAGAGACAGUUCCCAGCGUGGCAACCAAGGACCCGGAGGACAACCCCACCUUUGACGAGUGGAAGAAGAAAAUGAUGGAGGUGGAGACAGAGAAGACUCAGGCCACUCAUACCUCCACCAACGGCGGCUCCCACGCUGUAAAGAAGGUGCAAAAGAACUUCAACAACUAUGCAUCGGUGGAGUGUGGGGCAAAGAUCCUGGGUUCUAACCCAGAGGCGAAGAGCACUUCGGCCAUAUUAAUGGAGAGCAUGGAUCAUUACAUGUUAAAUCCCUGCAGCAACAAGAUCUGGUUCAUCAUUGAGCUGUGUGAUCCCAUCCAGGUGAAGCAGUUGGACAUCGCUAACUUUGAGCUCUUCUCUUCCACACCCAAAGACUUCCUGGUCUCCAUCAGUGACAGGUACCCAACCAACAAGUGGGUGAAGCGGGGAACUUUUCAUGCUCGGGAUGAGCGCACUGUUCAGAGUUUCCCUCUGGAUGAGCAUCUGUAUACCAAAUAUGUCAAGAUGUUCACCAAGUACAUAAAGGUGGAGCUGGUCUCUCACCAUGGAUCUGAACACUUCUGCCCUCUCAGUCUCGUAAGGGUGUUUGGAACGAGUAUGGUGGAGGAGUACGAGGAGAUCGCUGACCCCCUGGACAGACCAGAAGACCAGGAUGGCGACCAGGAUGACCACCUCGAUUAUCCUUCUGGAUAUGUCCCUGUAGAGGACGAGGCGUCUAAUGACCUCAUAGGAUCAGCCAAGGAUGUCAUUCUGAACAUGGUGAACAACAUUAAAGUCAACGUGCUGGGAGGAGGACCAGGGGAAGGGAACUUCUCAGGCCAGGCAGUGAAUAUGACUGCCAGUGAAUCUUCAUCUGACCCCGACACCACCUCCGCCGUCAGCCCUGUGCUUGACAUUGUAGGCGUUGAACAGUCUGAGGUACCAGAACACCCUGUCACUACCACAGAGGAUCACACACCAGAGCCCCCUACUCCAGAACCCCCUGUCACAGAGGAACCCAAACUAAAGAAUCUAACUGGGGAGGAGCCGGUUGUGACUCCUAUAGAGGGGGAGGUCCAGUCCAUAGUUACCAUGCUGGAGAAGGAAGAGGAGGAGAGGGACAGAGAGGUGCACCAUUGCCCUUGCCUCCGACAGCAAGAAAGCCUUGACUACUGUGGCCUGUCUUCCUCCUAUCCUUGCUCCUGCUCAGCCUCCUUCCAGGAGUACCUCCUCCACCAGUGUUUCGUUCAAAGGACCUGCACCAGCCAGGAGAGGGAGCCAGAUGCACCCCCAGUCUCAGGAACCAGCAUCGCCCCGUCACAGCAUCUCACCAUCUCCCCCACGGCCACUCAGACCCCACAGCAGCCCCACACUCUGGGGGAACAGCCUCAGGAGAGAGAAGCCAGCUCUGUCCUUGGGGAGAGGGCAGCAAGUCCCACUCAAGCCCUGCCACACCUUCCAUGGGUUGAGACGGAGGCAGUGGGAGAGAGAGAGCCCAGCACUGAGCUGCCCCACCUGGAGCCCAGCCAGACCUCCACCCUGCCCAGGCCCAGCUCCACCGACAUUGCCAGCUCUGCCACUAGGCCCACCCCUACCAUGGAGCCUUCUCACCAGGCCUCCUCGAAAGACCUGCCCGGGCAGAAGCAGCCAUCCACUGGGGCAGAGAAUAACCGGGAGGUGCAGCAGGAGGAGAACAGACAGCCUUUUCCCACUGUCACCACCACCACCUCCUCCAGCCCCUGUGGCCCACUAGAGCAGAGUUGGAGAGCCCCUGUAGAGAGGCCCUUUCCGGACGUCCAGCCUGCCAAACAAGACAUCCCGGUCAUCCACACCCCACAUGUGGCCGAUCCCCUCCCCACUGUCUCCACCCCCACAGUCUCCACCCCCACAGAGCAGCAGCAGCAGCCUCCCGCCCCCACAGCUGAACCAGAGAGUGCUGCUGGCAGUGGCAACACUACUCCUGGGGAGUCCCACUCUGUCCCCGUCGUGGUUAUGACAGAACCCCCCUCGCGUGGCCAGGCUGUCGCAACGGAAACCAAGGGGGAAGCAGAGCUUGUGGAGGACAUCCUCUUCACCUCGUCGCCCAAUGGCAACGGGCAGCAGCUGCUUCCCCCACCCUCCCCCUCGGACUUCUACGCAGAGCUCCACAAACCCACGGAACAGGCGAACGGGAACCCGAUGCACGGCUCCACCAGCCAGAAGGAAUCUGUGUUCAUGAGGCUCAACAACCGCAUCAAGGCCCUGGAGAUGAACAUGUCACUGAGCGGACGCUACCUGGAGCAGCUCAGUCAGAGGUACCGAAGGCAGAUGGAAGAGAUGCAGAGGGCUUUCAACAAAACCAUCAUCAAACUGCAGAACACAUCCAGGAUAGCAGAGGAGCAGGACCAGAGACAGACGGAGUCCAUCCAGUCGUUGCAGGGCCAGCUGGAAGACAUCACACAGCUGGUUCUCAACCUGUCUGUCGGAGUCAGUCAGCUGCAGAGCCAGGUGUCUGAAAGGCAGAGUUACCUCCUGCUGUGUCUGGUGUUGUGUUUGUUCCUGGGGUUGCUGCUGUGUGUCCAGCACAGUCGCAUGUCUGCCAUUGAUCCUCCCUCCACAGACCCAGCGCCUCCUAUACCCAAGAGCUACAGCUACUGCUGCCCAGAGAGGCGUUUCUGGGAAUAUGAAGACAUGAGCUUGAAGAGAGGAAUGUCAUAUCCUCUCCUGCACUCGGGCUCCUUCCAGGUACCCACCACUGAAGGUCCAGAGUCACCACACACUGUUGAACCAUUGAGUUUUCUACCAGCUAAUAAAAAGAAGAAACGGAGUAAGAUGAAGACUGUGGAAACCUUGAAAUGCACUGCACUCUGCGCUCCUCUGCUUGCUCACGGAGCACCCGUAUGUAAUGGUGGCACCACAGACCCUACACCCCGCAUGGGGCGUCUCAGCCACCACGCCUUCAUGGACCCCCCUUCCGGGGGCAGUUCAGAGAGCUCCUCCCAGUCGGACGAGCCCUCCUUAUGCGGCCUUGCCUCCACCUCCUGCACUCGCCUCUGUGACGGCCUGCACCCGCCCAGGGGCAGGGCAGAGAAGCGGGCGUUCAAGCGGCAUCGCUCCAAGCCUGGGUGCGUGGUGGUGGAGGAUCUCCUGCAGGCCCCACAGAGAGAUGCAACACCCAUAACUCCCACCCUGCAGGACCUCAUGGGGGGAAGGAAGGAGCUGUCUGCAGGGAUGUUGGGAGUGACUGCGCUCUGAGGUCCUGUCGGACCUAGACUAAAUUCUCCUCGUGUCUGCUCCUCCUGAAAACCGACUCUGGAACAGUCACCCCCUGAAAGGAGGGAUGUUGUCAUCCUUUUAUACACAGGAAGCUUUAGGUCAGGAAUAAGACAAUCCCUAUUCGUCCACCUCCCAACCAGUAUGUUAUGUUCUGUCCAUGUUCUCUGUUGAACCUUUGUCAGGCUCUGAUGUUUCUUUCUUGCUUUGACCAAUGGAAAAAAAUAUAUUUUCCAUCUGUCCUUCAAAAUGUUGUUUUUCGUUGUUGUAAAUACUGUCAACCCUACAGCUGCGCCAUGUAACAAUCAAACCUGCAAAUAAUAGCCAAUGUCAAUGAUGGGCUAAAGGAAUAUUUAAAAAAAAAUAUAUAUAUAUAUAUAUAGUUUUGAAGAUGCUUUUACUGGGGAAUGGCCGGUCUAGACACAUCAUUCAUAGAAACAGUAGUGUCUUCCUGUACUGUAUCCAGAUCGAUUCUCAUUCUCUGAAGUUGAAACCUUUUUACAACUGUUAUGCUUUUACCAGCCCAGCUGCCACUUCUACAGUACACAGGGAUGCAAGACCGCCUACACUGAACAAAAAUGUCAACGCAGCAUGCCACAAAGAUUUCUGAGUUACAAUUCAUAUAAGUAAAUGAGUCAAUUUAAAUCAAUUCAUUAGGCUCUAAUGGACUUCACAUGACUGGGUAUACAGAUAUGCAUCUAUUGGUCACAGAUGCAGUACCAGAUAAGUUUGGACACCUACCUUUUUCAAGGGUUUUUCUAUAUUUCUACUGUUUUCCUACAUUGUAGAAUAAUAGUGAAGACAAAACUAUGAAAUAACACAUAUGGAAGCAUGUAGUAAUCAAAAUAUAUUUUAUAUUUGAGAUUCUUCAAAAUGGCCACCCUUUGCCUUGAUGACAGCUUUGCACACUUGGCAUUUUCUCAACCAGCUUCAUGACGUAGUCACCUGGAAUGCAUUUCAAUUAACAGGUGUGCUGUUAAUUUGUUGAAUUUCUUUCCUGAAUACGUUUGAGCCAAUCAGUUGUGUUGUGACAAGGUAGGGGUGGUAUACAGAAGAUAGCCCUAUUUGGUAAAAUACCAAGUCCAUAUUACAGCAGGAACAGCAGAGAGACACAACAGUCCAUUACUUUAAGACAUGAAGGUCAGUCAAUGAGGAAAAUGUCAAAUGUGAUUUAUUUAGAAUUCAAGGCACACGUAUUAACCAGCAUGGCUACCACAGCAUUCUGCAUUAAUACGCCAUCCUAUCUGGUUUGCGCUUAGUGGGACUCAUAUGUUUUUUAACAGGACAAUGACCCAAAACAUACCUCCAGGCUGUGAAGGGCUAUUUGAUCAAGAAGAAGAGUGAUGGUGCGCUGCAUCAGAUGACCUGGUCUCCACAAUCACCCAGUUGAGAUGGUUUGGGAUGAGUUGAACCACAGAAUGAAGGAAAAGCAGCCAACGAGUGCUCAACAUAUGUGGGAACUUCUUCAAGACUGUUGGAAAAGCAUUCCAGGUGACUACCUCAUGAAGCUGGCUGAGAGAAUGCCAAGACUGCAAUGCUGUCUUCAAGCCAAAGGGUGGCUACUUUGAAGAAUCUGAAAUAUAAGAGAUUUUGAUUUGUUUAACACUUUUUUUGGUUACUACAUGAUUCCAUGUGUUAUUUCAUAGUUUGGAUGUCUUCACUAUUAUUCUAAAAUGUAGAAAACAGUAAAAUUAUGAAAAACCCUUGAAUGAGUAGGUGUGUCCAAACAUUUGACUGGUACUGUAUAUACAGUGCAUUCUGAAAGUAUUCAGACCCCUUGACUUUUUCAACAUUUGUUUAGUUAAAGCCUAAUUCUAAAAUUGAUUCAAUUAAUUAGUUCCUCAUCAAUCUACGCACAAUACCCCAUAAUGACAAAGCAAAAACAGGUUUUCAGAAAAUAGAAAUACCUUAUUUACAUAAGUGUUCAGACCCUUUGCUAUUAUGAGACUUGAAAUUGAGCUCAGCUGCAUCCUGUUUCCAUUGAUCAUCCUUGAGAUGUUUCAACAACUUGAUUGGAGUCCACUUGUGGUAUAUUCAAUUGUUUGAAAAGGCACACACCUGUUUAUAUAAGGUCCCACAGUUGACUGUGCAUGUCAGAGAAAGAACCAUGCCAUGAGGUCGAUGGAAUUGUCCGUAGAGCUCCGAGACAGGAUUGUGUCGAUGCACAGAUCUGGGGAAGGUACCAAAAACCGUCUGCCGCAUUGAAGGUCCCCAAAAACACAGUGGCCUCCAUCAUUCUUAAAUUACGUUUGGAACCACCGAGACUCGAGAGCUGGCUGCCCAGCCAAGCUGAGCAAUCGGGGGAGAAUGGCCUUGGUCAGGGAGGUAACCAAGAACCCAAUGGUCACUCUGACAGAGUUCCAUAGUUCCUCUGUGGGGAUGGGAGAACCUUCCAGAAGGACAACCAUCUCUCCAGCACUCCACCAAUCAGGCCUUAUGGUAGAGUUGCCAGACGGAAGCCUCUCAGUAAAAGGCACAUGACAGCCCGCUUGAAGUUUGCCAAAAGCCACCUAAAGGACUCUGACCAUGAGAAACAAGAUUCUCUGGUCUAAUGAAACCAAUAUUUUACUCUUUGAUCUGAAUGCCAAGCGUCAUGUCUGGAGGAAACCUGGCACCAUCCCUACGGUGAAGCAUGGUGGUAGCAGCAUCGUGCUGUGGGGAUGUUAUUCAGCGGCAGGGACUGGGAGACUUGUCAGCAUAGAGGGAAUGAUGAAGGGAGCAAGGUACAGAGAGAGAUCCUUGAUGGAAACCUGCUCCAGAGCGCUCAGGACCUCAGACGGGGGUGAAGGUUCACCUUCCAACAGGACAAUGACCCUAAGCACACAGCCAAGACAAUGCAGGAGUCUCUGAAUGUCCUGAAUGUCCUCCCCCAAUACAGGUGUGCCAAGCAUCAUACCCAAGAAGACUGAAGGCUGUAAUCGUUGCCAAAGGUGCUUCAACAAAGUGCUAGAGUAAACUGUCUGAAUACUUAUGUAAAUGUGAUAUUUCUUUUUUUUGUGCACACAAAAUAACCUUUUUUUGCUUUGUCUUUAUGGGGUAUUGUGUAUAGAUUGAGGGAUUUAAAAACAAAUGUAACAAAAUGGGGGGUCUGAAGGGGUCUGAAUCUGUUUGUUGAGAACGCUCUAAUGCAAUUACUAUUUUACAUUCUGAUUCCUUCUUUUAAUUGGGAUUUAUUCAACCCGUAUGCAAAUGCAGUUGCAUUAUUUUUACGCCAUUCCAUAGAAUCCUGGGGUCAUCGACUACACUUCUAUUGAUUAUCAUUAAUUAAUUUAAAAUGUAUUCCAGAAUGUAGUUUUUUUUUCUCGUGGCUCUUUUUAGGGGAAUCUGAAAUGUGCAGUUGGCAGUAGUAAGCGUGGUGAUCAGAUGAGCGCAUAUGUUUCUAUUUUCUUAAUUGUAGAAGAUACAGGUGGCAGGGUAGCCAAGUGGUUAGAGCGUUGGACUAGUAACUGGAAGGUUCAAACCCCCGAGCUGACAAGGUAUGAAUCUGUAGUUCUGCCCCUGAACAGGCAGUUAACCCACUGUUCCUAGGCCGUCAUUGAAAAUAAGAAUUUGUUCUUAACUGACUUUCCUGGUUAAAUAAAGGUAAAAUAAAUAAAAAGAUAAUAUAAAUUACAUUCUCGAAAGAAUGGUUUAUGCCUAUUUGAGUAGAAAGUGUACUCUCUUGCUUUUGGAGUAUGUCUUCACCAGGCAUCAAUGGGGUUGUAAUCAGACAUGUUGGAGAGCCUUUGGUUGCGUGCGGAUUGUAGGUUGUCUUAUUAGAUGCGUCCUGCAUGUCCGUCCCAACAACCAUUUAGAAUCCAGUUAAUUCUAAAAAUAUGCUGUUCAGUGACUCAAAAAAACAACAUAGGAUCAUAUGUUUUUGGAUCAUACAUAUGAAUAAAGGCAAUUUUAUUUCCA